UGUAUCCAGCUGUUCUGACAAGGGUUACUUUCCCGCUUCUGUUUAAGUCGCAGUACUUCAAGAUGGCGACUUCGUCUGAUAGGUCCAUCGAUAUUUUACUUGUUGGCAAGACGGGCCAUGGAAAAAGCGCCACAGGAAACACAAUCCUCAGAAAAGCAUCUUUUAAGAGCGACCCAACCUCUACUUCUGUCACAUCCGGGGCAGCGCUGGACGUAGCCAUGUUCAAAGAUUGGAAAAUUGUCGUGGUUGAUAGCCCUGGUAUUGGCGACACACGGAGAAACAAGAAGGACGAUAUUAUAAAGUUCAUUGACUCCGUGGCCAAUGCUUUAGCAGCCAACCCAAAAGGAUAUCACGCCAUUAUCUUUGUUAUGAAGUUUGGAUCACGUUUUACUAAAGAAGAAGUCUACGCCGUGGAACUUUUUAAAAACAUAUUUGGAGCUGAGUUCAUUAGAAAACAUUGUAUCCUGCUAUACACAUACGGCGAUUGUUUUGAUACAGAUCCAUCGAUUCAAGGGAGGAAAAUAUCAUUUGAUCAGUGGCUGAAAGAACAAAAUGAUAUCAAUCUAGUUCCGUUUCUCAACGAAAUCAACUAUCGAGCUAUCCUUUUCAACAACAGAUCAAAGGACCAGGUACUAAAGCUGAUCACAAUGAUUGAUCGUUUGAACACAGGCAGAGAGAGAUACUCAAACGCAAUGUUUGAACAAACUCGAGAGUUCAGAGAAUGUCUAGUGAGGGAGCUAGAUCGGCCUUGUAUUGACGAUGAGCUCCUGCAAGAAAUCUGCGAGGUCAAAGCCCAUUACGACAGUUUUGAAAUCGACGAUAAAAACGUCACCUUUUCUCUAACCAAGCUCACGUUUGUCAAAGAAAAAACAAAUCGACUGUCUCAAAAACUACACGACAAAGACAAACAGACAGGGGCCUUAGCUAACGUUAUCAGCCUGAUCAACGAAGUCACGGUCGAUAUUGAUGAACAGAUGAACACAUUGGUAAAAGUCUGUGGAAAAACAGGAUCGAAUACGGGCAGGUACACCGCUAGCGAACAAACUAUCCCAAAAGAAAGUUUAGUAAAGUCAAUCAGCUUCGACCGAGCCCGAGAAGCCGUUAAUGCUACGUUAACCCCUACACAGCUUCAGAAGAUUAACGAUGCCAGUGCCAGACAAAACAGUUUAAAGAGAAAAGAAUCAACCACCAGAAAGUUUAACGAAGUCAAAGAGAAGCUGAGGUCUUCGGGAUUCUUUUCUUCACUUUUGGAAUUUUUUAAAAACCUGAUUAGGAAAAUUCUUAAUCUAGGCUAAAUUGCUUCUACAAAUCCGUGAAGGCAAACUCUCCAAAAUGGAUUAUUCCUUUCCUAGAACGAUAACGGAAAGCUAAAAUUUUAAAAACAAAUUUAUGAAGAAAAACUGAGAAAAUUUUGCCUUUCUAUUAUUGUACAUUCACGCUUUGUUAACAUACUUUUGAUACAAUGUCCAGCAUAUGUUAAAUCAAUUGAUGGCAAUUUAAAAUCAAGUUUAUUAAAUUUCAUUCUUUCAACUUAAAAAUGAAAUAUUUGCCUGUUAAUUGAUUUAUGACUAUAAAAAGUAUGUUAAUGAUUUUAAAAUUAAAAUGAAGAAUUGCCUACUCAUAAUCAUUAAUCUAAUACCAAAUGUUCAUAUAUAUUUUAAAUUUAAUUGUGUAAGUUGACAUGCAGGCUUGUAUAAGAAAUAUACACAUAAUUCACUCUAAAUUUUAAAAUUUCAUGUUCUUUGCUUGUCACCUAAUUCAUUAUAUUUGUAAAUGAAAAUUUAGUUAAAGAUAUGUUAAUUUUUGUUCUUUAAUUAAAAUUAUUUUUAUUUUAUCAACAAACCGCGCCAGCUUGCUUUAAUAGUGCUUUAAUUGUGUGUUGCUGCGAAAAAAAAACAUUGAAAUUAAACA
Molecule: messenger RNA, 1911 nt
Organism: Physella acuta
Lineage: Eukaryota; Metazoa; Mollusca; Gastropoda; Physidae
Product: GTPase IMAP family member 7-like
Molecular function (GO): GTP binding
Source: RefSeq, a predicted model, not a curated record